Thamnophis elegans (Western terrestrial garter snake) is the source of this 1727-nucleotide messenger RNA. It is a transcript of the gene SIRAL2, whose product is annotated as family with sequence similarity 118 member A. Lineage: Eukaryota; Metazoa; Chordata; Lepidosauria; Squamata; Natricidae. The record is from RefSeq and is a predicted model, not a curated record. Bases 414 to 1496 code for a protein of 360 amino acids. The transcript is spliced from 10 exons.
GAGUGGACGGCGUCGGUGCGCGCUUGGAGAGCCCUGGCGGGCGGACACCCUUAGGUGACUCUGCCUUGCCGGGCGCCCUGGAGGGGAUGCGGGACUGGAGGGCGGCCCGGCGUGGAAAGCUGGCUGGCCCCGCGGCGCUGGUGAGCGAGUCCUCGGGAGGGAGGAUUGUCCCUCCGGCCCCUUAUGGGAAGCCGGGUGGAUUGUCCUUCCUUCGGCGAUCUUGGGCUCCUUAGUUAUCUCUUGUCCCGCUCUGCGAUACAGUUAGUCCUCACCUUACGAUUGCAGAGCCUUGCUGGAGACCGAGUGGCAGCUGUCCUUGGUCGAAAGAAACAAGUAACAAGUUCUGUCUUUGGUUGCUGAUUCAGCAACUUUUUGGGAAGUCCCUUUUUCUUUUAAGGAAGGGGAGACAGAGAAUGGAGCCCUCAAAGAAGUCAACGUUUAAAAGUGAGCAAAAAUCAAGGAAAUUUUUGAAAAGCCUUAUACGGAAGCAGCCCCAAGAACUCCUGCUAGUAAUUGGAACUGGGGUGAGUGCUGCUGUUGCACCAGGAAUUCCAGCCUUGUGUUCGUGGCGGAGUUGCAUUGAAGCGGUCAUCGAAGCAGCUGACCAGCUAGAAGUGCUACAUCCCGGAGAUGUGGCCGAUUUCCGUCAAAAAGUGUCCAAAGAUCGAGAUUUGCUUGUGGUUGCCCACGAUUUAAUCCGAAAGAUGUCACCGCGCACAGGGGAUGCUAAGCCCAACUUUUUCCAGGACUGUUUAAUGGAGGUGUUUGACAACUUGGACCAACACAUUCAACAUCCUGCUGUCCUCCACUCCAUCCUCCAACUAAUGGAACGGGGGACAAUGGUGCUUACAACCAAUUAUGACAACUUACUUGAAAUCUUUGGACAACAGCAGCAUAAAGCUAUGGAAUCGCUCGACCUGAAAGACAAAGACAAGGUUCUCCAGUGGGCAAAAGGACACCUCAGAUAUGGUGUCCUUCAUAUUCAUGGUUUGUACACUGAUCCCUGCGGAAUGGUGCUGGAUCCCUCAGGAUAUCAGGAAGUGACCCAAGACCCUGAAGUGAUGGAAGCACUACAGAACCUCUACCGGAGGAAAUCUUUUUUGUUUGUGGGCUGUGGGGAGACGCUGCGUGAUCAAAUCUUCCAAGCUCUCUUUCUGUACACGGUUAAAAACAAAGUGGAACUAGAACAUUAUAUGUUGGUGCUUAAAGAAAACGAAGACCAGUUCUUUAAGUUGCAGGCCGAUAUGCUCGUGCAUGGCAUCAAAGUCGUAUCCUAUGGGGAUUGCUUUGAACAUUUCACAGGAUAUCUCCAGGAUCUCACGGCACACAUCUGCAAACAAAGGAGUCCAGAUGCAGACAGGGUGGAUAGCACAACAGUUUGGGGGCCCCCGUGUGCAGAUUGCACAAAAAGGAGGUUAGGAGAGAGCGGGAAUGACCGAGCGAAGAAGGCUAGACACCCGAAGGAUGAUGCUGCUGAAGAUGGUGUCCUUCUGUGACUAUAUCAGAUCAGUCUUCGAGAAACUUCUCCUUACUUUGGCUAUUUGCAUCUGCUGGGAGUCAAAUAAUGGAUAGGUGUAGACUUCUUACAAAGUCUGCUUGGGAGGGGAGAUCCUUAUAAAUAUCACAUCCAAUAAUUCAAAUUUCAUAGUUGUUCUUGGGGGAAGAGCAGAUUUCUACAUAUUUCAGGGAUGAAAUAUUGGAAAAGAGGGAGCUAUGGCCUAUGAAAU